Molecule: messenger RNA, 1131 nt
Organism: Rhodotorula toruloides NP11
Lineage: Eukaryota; Fungi; Basidiomycota; Microbotryomycetes; Sporidiobolales; Sporidiobolaceae
Product: beta-1,4-mannosyl-glycoprotein beta-1,4-N-acetylglucosaminyltransferase
Exons: 5
Coding region: 1-1131 (376 amino acids)
Biological process (GO): protein N-linked glycosylation; N-acetylglucosamine metabolic process
Cellular component (GO): membrane
Molecular function (GO): beta-1,4-mannosylglycoprotein 4-beta-N-acetylglucosaminyltransferase activity
Source: RefSeq, a predicted model, not a curated record
AUGCUGCCACUCUCGCGCAACCGCCCAGCGACCCUCGCGCUCGCGCUGUUCGGCGGUGCACUGCUCGUCUACCUCGUCGUACUCCGUCCUCUCCUCCCGCGAGGAGCAAUAGCUUAUGCGACGAGACCGCUGUGGGAUCACGACGAGCGACCAGGCGAGGCCAUCGAGCAUUACUGGGCGGACGGACUCGACGCAGCGGAACAGUGUCGGCUGCACGGGUGGGAGAAGCGCAGCGACGAGCCAGAGAUGUGGGAUGCGACCAUUUUCUCGACCGAACUCGACCUCCUCCUCGUCCGACUGCACGAGCUCUUUCCCGCCGUCGACCGCUUCUUCCUCGUCGAAUCCGACCGAACCUUUACUGGUCUCCCCAAGCGCCUCGUCCUGCAACCCGCUCUCACGAACGACGCCCGUUUCAAGCCUUUCCUCCCUCGCAUCACCUACCGCACUUUCUCCGGCCGUGCGCUCGAGAAAGGCGAGUCUCCCUGCUAUCAGGAGAUCGCCCUCCGACAAUUCAUGACCUCUCUCCUGCGCGAACACUUCCCCUCUGCACCCUUGCCCACGCCGGUAUUGCUUUUCUCCGAUGUCGAUGAAAUUCUCUCGCUCAAGACGGCGUCGCUCCUCAAAGCCUGUCAGUUCCCCGCGCCGCUGCAUCUGGGAUUGAGGUCCUUCGUGUAUUCGUUCGAGUUUGAGGAGGGCGGGGAGACGAGUAGUUGGAGGCCUAGCGCGGUUGAGUGGCCGUUGCGAGGGGAGGGAGAGGACGAGUUCUACCGACACGGCAAAGUAACAGAACGCAUCCUCCCAAACUCCGGCUGGCACUCCCCCUGGUGCUUCCGCCACCUCUCCGACUUUGCCCUCAAAGCCACCGGCUACUCACACGUCGACCGACUCGCUUCGCGUCCAUCUGCGCUUCUCCGACCAGCGAGGAUUCAGGAAACGAUCUGUAAGGGACUUGAUAUGUUCGAGAUGCUCCCGGAGGCGUAUACGUACCUCGAGUUUUUCAACAAGAUGAGGUUGGUGCCGAGCAAAUCAGCGGUCGACAUCCCCUCCUACGUGGUCGAACACGCCGACGAGUUGCGGUACCUCCUGCCGGGUCCAGGCAACUGCAUACGGGAGGACGCGCCAAAGAGCUGA